Hirsutella rhossiliensis is the source of this 1554-nucleotide messenger RNA. Its product is annotated as major facilitator superfamily domain-containing protein. NCBI's taxonomy places the organism in Eukaryota, Fungi, Ascomycota, Sordariomycetes, Hypocreales, Ophiocordycipitaceae. The record is from RefSeq and is a predicted model, not a curated record. Gene Ontology annotation, molecular function: transmembrane transporter activity. Gene Ontology annotation, biological process: transmembrane transport. The coding region runs from base 1 to 1554 and encodes 517 amino acids. The transcript is spliced from 8 exons.
AUGAGUCGUUCCAGCGGAAGCACGAUUGUGGAAGACAGCCAGAGUCACCUCGAUGGCCCAGAGCAUCCACCAGGGACUGUCGAGCUGCUGCUGUCCAAGCGCAAGAGCGAGAAGGAGGGCGAACUGACUCUGGUCCCCACGCCCACUGAUGAUCCUCGCGAUCCCCUGGCGUGGCCAAUGUGGCGCAAAUGCCUCAACUUUGGGCUCCUCUCCACCACCACCAUGGCCCUGUUCACCGGCCUGUCUAUCCAGCACAUAUUCUGGGCUCCCAUGAGAAAGGACUUGAACGUCACCUACGACGACCUUAUGCGUGCCAGGGCUGCCCAGCUCGGCUCCGAGGCCAUCGCAUGCGUCAUCUUCAUCCCAUUUGCCAAAAAGUACGGCCGACGCCCCGUCUACAUCGUCUCCACGAUCACCUUCACCGCGGCCAGCUGGUGGUCGGCGUACAUGAAGACGGUUCCCGAGAUUUUCCUGAGCAACAUACUCAAGGGCAUCGCCGCCGCCGUCAACGAGACGGCGGUUCAGAUGAGCGUCCGCGACAUGUUCUUCGUCAAUCAGAGGGGCAGUGCCAAUGCCGUUUAUCUUGCUGCUCUGAAGUUCGGCACCGCGCUCAGCCCCAUCGCAGCCGGGGCCCAGGCGGCGAAAACGGGAUGGCGGUCCUCCUACAUCACCCUCUCCGCCAUCAUGACAGUCGUGACCCUGCUUUUCGCAGCAACGUUUGAGGAGACCAAGUUUAUCCCUCGAGCCCAGGCCGGCGUGGGCGAAAAGAGCAGGCCCAGUGACGACGGGCUCCAUACCGGGGACGGGGCGGCUCGUGUCGGGACUGGAGGACAGAAGGCCGCUCCGUCUUCAAAAAAAUCCCUCUGGAGGACCAUGUAUAACCCGAUCCACGUGUGGUGGAUGCCUCAUAUCCUCGCUGCUUCCUGGAUAUACGGAUCGAGCCUCGCCUUGGUCAUCAUCUUGAGCUCCAUGAAGUCCAUCGUCUUCCCCGCACCACCGUAUAACUUUAACCCUGGCCAGCUAGGGCUCUUGCAACUCGCGCCCUUUAUCGGAUCCUGUCUCGGCAUCUUCUACGGCGGAUACCUCGUUGAUCGGGUCAUCGUGUACUUGGCGAAACGGAACCGAGGUCUGUUCGAGCCGGAAAUGCGCUUGUACCUGAUGCCUCUGCCGGCCGUGAUCAUGGCGGGCGGCCUGGCUGUGUUUGGAAUCACGGCGAGUCGCGGUAUGCACUGGAUUUACCCGUGCAUUGGAAGCGCCAUGACCUCGUUCGGAUUUGGAGCCCUCGGCGACAUGGUGUUGACGUGCGUUAUUGACGCCUAUCCAAACAUUGUCUCUCUCGCGUUUGUUGCCAUUGCCUUUUUCCGCAACACUCUGAGCAUGAUUGGCACAUUUGGCCUCGGCCCGUGGCGCGAGAGCAUGAGCGUCGAGAAUAUGUUCAUCAUCAUGGCGGUCGUGAGCCUUGUCAUUAACCUCUCUGCUUUGCCCCUUGUCAUUUGGGGCAAGAAGGCAAGAAUCGCCACCGCUGCUCGAUAUUAUCGCCUGGCAACCAAAUGA